This is a messenger RNA of Apis mellifera (honey bee), 5179 nucleotides long. RefSeq names its product protein TANC2 (gene rols). The coding region runs from base 359 to 5128 and encodes 1589 amino acids. NCBI's taxonomy places the organism in Eukaryota, Metazoa, Arthropoda, Insecta, Hymenoptera, Apidae. The transcript is spliced from 16 exons. Gene Ontology annotation, molecular function: protein binding. The record is from RefSeq and is a predicted model, not a curated record.
ACGUUCGUCGAGUGCAUACCGUUGUAUGUAUGACGCUCAUUUUCACGCAUAUACAACAGUUCGUUCCCGUUGUUUGGCGUGGUCGCGCUCGCGCGCGCGGGAACUGUUAUCCUGCCAUUUUAAUCGAUUAGAAAAGAUAAAAUGAGAAAUCAGUGGUGGAAGAAGGAACAUCCUCGUGCGUUUCUUGCAAUCGAACGCGAGCCUCAAAGGAAUCCUUGAAGAAAUUCGAAUCGAAAAAGGAUUCACGUUCCAGUGUUCGGGAACGAAUUCGAUUGUGAAUGUGUUUGUGACUGUACGAUGAGAGAAACGAGUCUACCAGUGGAUUAAGGCGCCUCGUACACCCGUUUGAAGCAACGCCAUGGCGCCCCCAGACAGGCACAGAUCACCGAGGCCAGGCUCCGGGCUCAGCCUCUCCGUGCUCGAUCUGGCCCAGAUCCGAGCGCUGGUGGAGUCGACGGGGAUGCUAGGUGGCUCUACCUGUCCGUCGUGCGAGAUGCCGUUCGACAAAGGGAAGAAACGUCGAUUGAUCGACUCGUGCGGCCACGAGCGGUGCUAUUCCUGCCUGUUCCGCAGCGAGGCCUGCCCGCUCUGCCUGCGCGCCGAUUUCAACGACGACGACGGCCUGGAGGGACCCUUCAGGGAGGGGUUCAUCGGUUGCUCGGGGCCCGUGUCCAUCCUCGCGCCCACGGAUGGCUGGAUCGAUGAGUCAUCAACGGUGAACUCUCUCUGCGGCAGCCCCAGACCGCGUACGAAAGUCACCACGAGAGCCAAUCUUCCUUCGAGACUCAUGCACCAACGCGAGACCGAUGAAAGCGUUUCCUCCUCGGCGAUGGCCAAAGGAUUGAAGAACAAACCACCGGCACUUCCCGAAUCCUCUCAGGGGAAGCAGAAGCUUCAGAUGAUGACGCAGAGUUGUCCAACCCCACCGAAUCAAAGGAAGAGGUUUUUCCUGAAUCCAAAGGUGCUCAGGAGUUCGUUCGUUCCUCAAAGAUCGUCCAGGCGAGGAGCAUCGUCUCCUGAACCAGUCGUGAACGACAAUCCUUCCGCCUUGUCAGCUUGGAUGGCCUCGUCUUGGGAGGGGAAGUCACGAUGGCCGGGUGUAGUGCUGGGGAAAAUCAAAUCGUUGUGGAGCAAUAGUCAAGGGACGGCGAACGAUGGGCUGAACCAGCUCAUCGACUCGAGGAACAAAGUCACAGACGACGAAGGAGGUUGCGUGAAGCCAUUGUCCUCGAAGACGAGGAAAUCGUCCCAAUCGGAUCUCCACAUGAGGCUGGGCCUUCUCCUAGGCACGAAUCACGCUCGAGCGAGCAGCAGCGUGGACACGACGGAUCUGCCCGGUGGCUCGAGUCGUUCCAGUGCAGGCGCAUGCCAAUCCAGGGUCCCUAUCCAAGGCCACGACAGUUCCGCGGCCUCGUUCAGCAGUUUAACGAGCUUCGAAACGCAAACGUUGGCCUCCACGAACACGAGCCCAGUGUCCACGUUGACUGGGACGUCGAGCGAAGCGGAGGCAGCAGCAGCUCUGAGGUGUCCUAUCAAACCUAAGGCGAAGGUGAAAGGGAAGAGCAAGUCGUCGAGAGAUUGCGACAGUGCUGGAAGCUUGGCCUCCAUCUCGACCUCGGUUUCCGCAUCCACCUCUAUGUCGAUGUCGAUGUCCGUUUCCGUUUCGGGCCUGUCGAACGGCAGCUCGAGCCCACUCACCCCUAGAAGACAUUCCGUGAACGCCUCGCAGCCCGGCCAAAGCGACGAGCUUGGCCAGUUCAAAAACAGACGGUCUUGCGCCAGGAGAUCGGCCAGGACUGGAAACGUCAAGGGUGUUGUCGACACGAAAUUGCGUUUCAUACAGCAUCACGGCACGCAGCUGACCCUGAAACCUCUGUUCUUCGAAGUACCUUUAUUGGAAGCCGAUCCGUUGUUCACCGGUCGCCAAUGGCUUCUCCAAGAGCUGGAAUCGGUUGUAAACGGGUCCAGCCCUGGGGUUUUGAUCUCUGGUUGUCCUGGAACCGGGAAGACAGCGCUGGUUCUACAACUGGUUGAGCACAGCUGUUUUGGAAGAAGGCGGGAACAACCUCUUCCAUCGGAAAUCAAUGAGGAGGCUGGAGAGAAAGAGAAAAUAAGUUGCAGCUCAGCUUUGCACGCUAGUAUUCGUUAUACCAACGAGAAGGUUCGAGAACUAGCCUCUCACGUCGUAGCGUAUCACUUCUGUCAAGCGGAUAAUAACAGCACUUGUUUGGUACCAGACUUGAUCCACUCUUUAGCGGCUCAAUUGUGCCAAGCCCCUCAACUCAUCUCCUACAGAGAAUACCUGCUCUCGGAACCUCAUAUACAGGGCUCUCUAUCGCAAAGGGAAUGCACUGUCGAUCCAGAUCUUGCACUAUCUAGAGGUAUAAUCGAACCCUUGUCUACAUUGAAGAAAACAAACAGACUGCCUGACACCAAUAUGGUGAUUUUAAUCGAUGCUGUCUGCGAAGCAGAGUAUCACAGACCAGACAGAGGCGACACAAUAGCAUCCUUUUUAACGAGGCAUGCUCCAAACUUUCCUAGCUGGUUAAAAAUUGUCUGCACGGUCAGGACACAAUUGCUAGAAUGCGCCAAACAAUUGCCUUACACCAGGGUCUCCUUAGACAGAGCAUCGAACGACAGCGCCGGAAGCAACGUGACAAGAGAUCUCUCCGAUUACAUUGGAUAUAGAUUGGCCCAGAGCCCUGCUAUUCAAACAAACGUCACUGCGUCGGUGAAUGGCAAAGCGGAAUCAUCGUGCAGCGCGAAUCAAACCAGAUUCGCCUCGCAUCUACUAGCUCUAGCUAGGGGUAGCUUUCUCUUCGCGAAAUUGACCCUCGAUCUUAUCGAGAGCGGUCACCUGGUGGCUAAAUCUGCCAGCUAUAAGGUGCUGCCAGUCUCCUUGGCGCAGAUUUUCCAGUUGCACUUCAACCUCAGGUUCCCCACAGCAACAUCGUUCGACAAGGUUCAACCUCUAUUAGGCGUUUGCCUAGCUGCUCUGUAUCCUCUAACCUUACCCGAGAUCUUCUACUCGGUGAAUUCUCUGAACACGGACCAUUUCGUUUCAUGGGAGGAUUUUCUACAGAGAUUCAAAAUGCUCUCUGGAUUCCUCGUGAAACGUCUGGACAACACGUACAUGUUCUUCCACCCAUCGUUCAGGGAGUGGUUGAUGAGAAGGGACGAGGGCGAAUCGACCAAGUUUCUCUGCGACCUGAGGUUAGGUCACGCGGCCAUCGCGUACAGGCUCUCCAGACUCCAGGCACCGUUAGACGGCGAUAAAGCUUUAGAAUUGGGUCACCAUAUACUUAAGGCGCACGUUUACAGAGGCGUUGCUCCGUGUUGGCCUUCGCGCGAUCUACAGGCCAUUUGGUUAGCAUCGUCCACGGAAUGCGUCUCCUCCGCGCUGUGCACGCUGAGAAACAUCUACAGCCCGAACGUGAAGGUUUCGAGGUUGCUUUUGCUGGCAGGAGCGUCUCCAAAUCACAUCACGGAAUAUCUGGGCAAUGCUCCAGCUCUUUGCAUGUACGCCCACGAGGGUUCUGUCGAGAUGGUGUCGUUGUUAUUGGAAUUUGGAGCUGACGUCGAGUUGACGAAUAGCCAGGGAUGCACGGCGCUCUCGUUAGCGGCUGCUCGUGGCCACUGCGACGUCGUCAGAAGACUGGCCGCUGCUGGAGCUUCGUUAGGUCAUACGGACAUGGCGGGACAGUGUCCCUUGGUUCAUGCAGCCAGACACGGAAGAUUGUCCGUGGUUGGUUACCUUUUGGCUUGCGACUGGGUAGUUCCAACGAACGUGAGCGAAACCGAAGGAUCUCAAGAAAUAGGAAGAGAAGAGGCUGCUCAGCAAGCUGUGGUCGCCGCAGCAGCCCAAGGUCACGAAUCUAUAGUGGAAUACUUACUGGACAUGGCCGAAGUGAUCGUAGAUCGCCCUGACACUUUGAUAGGCGAGACUGCCUUGACUAUCGCUGCUGCGAACGGUUCCACGGCCACGGUUUCGGCAUUGUUGGCUCGAGGAGCGAAUCCAACAGCUGUGAACGCGAAAGGAUUGUCCCCUUUGAUGUUAGCUGCAAGAGAGGGACAUUGGGGUACGGCUGAAAGAUUGUUGCAAGGAACACUCUCGAGCAGCACCGAUACCGUUCUGGACGAUGCAGCAUCUCUCCUGGAUCAACGAGACCCGGCUGAUCGUACUGCACUGAUGCUGGCCGCCUCAGAAGGUCACACAAACUUGAUCGAACUAUUUUUAGACAAAGGAUCCGUGCUGGAGAGCAGAGAUAAAGAAGGAAUGACCGCUCUCUGUUGGGCCUGCGUGAGAGGAAGACUAGCCGCCGUGCAAAAUCUUAUCGAUCACGGGGCUGACGUUAAUACUAAUGAUAACACCGGGAGAACUCCUCUAGAUCUAGCUGCUUUCCAGGGCAAUCCGAAGUUGGUGCAAUUGUUGCUCGAGAAGGGAGCAGCUGUGGAGCACGUCGAUCUCCACGGAAUGCGACCUUUGGACAGAGCGAUAGGAUGUCGAAAUAUACCCGUGGUGCAGUGUUUCCUACGCCGUGGGGCGAAAUUGGGCCCGGCUACCUGGGCGAUGGCCGCUGGAAAACCAGACGUUCUCCUGAUCUUGUUGAACAAACUCCUCGAAGAUGGGAACGUCCUCUACAGGAAGAACAGACUGAAAGAGGCGUCGCACAGAUACGCGUACGCGCUACGAAAGUUCCCUGCUUCGCCGGAAGAGGAUUGCCAGGGGCAAGAGCAGGGUCACAUGAUGCUGCAACUCCAGACGUUUGCGCAACUUCGACUGAAUUUCUUGCUCAACCUCAGUCGAUGCAAGCGCAAGAUGAAUGAAUGUGCGGAAGCAAUCGAGCUCGCUGACGAAGCUCUAAAAGUUCGUCCAGUAUCGUACGAGGCAUUUUACGCUAGGGCGAAAGCACGAGUUGAUUCAGACUUCCUGGAGGACGCGUUAUCCGACGUCCAAGAGGCAUUGCAGAUCGCACCGCCGCAAAAUCGACAGGAUCGGCGCGUUCUCGUUACUCUGAAGGAAGAAAUAGUUUCCAGAUUGGACGGAGUGGGGACCAGCAAAGGAUCGGUUGACUCUGCCAACAGAUCUCGCCUUCGAGCGUCAGUCGAUACUCUCACGGAAUUGUAAAAUUAUCUAUUUUUUUUUUUUUUUUUUUUUAAGUCUCUCAAAAGAUCGCCC